Silurus meridionalis is the source of this 2135-nucleotide messenger RNA. It is a transcript of the gene slc35b3, whose product is annotated as solute carrier family 35 member B3. Lineage: Eukaryota; Metazoa; Chordata; Actinopteri; Siluriformes; Siluridae. Gene Ontology annotation, biological process: transmembrane transport. Gene Ontology annotation, cellular component: endoplasmic reticulum membrane; Golgi membrane. The transcript is spliced from 10 exons. Gene Ontology annotation, molecular function: 3'-phosphoadenosine 5'-phosphosulfate transmembrane transporter activity. Bases 579 to 1697 code for a protein of 372 amino acids. The record is from RefSeq and is a predicted model, not a curated record.
CGGCUCCACAGGAAGUUGCUGAGUGUCGCCUGCGCAUGUGUACAGCGCUACCGGGACAGGGUUGUAUAGCAGGAAAGGAAGUGCUUUUAACACCAAGUGUCUAAUAAGGUGCUGUGAAAAUGACAACAUGAAAUAGCACAGCGUUACUGUAGAAUAAUUGGGAGAAUUCGCGUUGGCGUAUAAACUGCUCUGUCUUAAUCUUAAAAAACAAACAAACAAACAAACAAAAAAAAAACUAGCAAUAAAAACUAGCUAACCUGCUGAUUAUUUAACCCCGGAAGUUUUGCGUAGCCUUGUAGCCACUUAGCUUUAAGCUUGCUUUACUGGUUCUGGUAAAUGUUUGUCUUUUCCUAUGAUGAGGUGGCACGCGUUUCAGUUUUGCGUGCCGCCUUUCAGCCAGCUCUCUUUUCCGUAUUUUGGUAAAUGAAUAACAUUGUGGCUAGUCGCCAUGGCUGGCUUUCCAGUUACUUUCCAAGCCACUUGAUAGUCUGAAAGCAGAGGCGAUUUUCAGUCCUCUGAUGUUUUCCACGUAUCGACGAUUUUGCCUACUGUCAUAAGUUCAGGAGGGUACAGACACAAUGAGUUCCAAAUACAGCUUAAUCAACUAUAACUCCCGAAAGCACAUCUCCAUCUCGAUACCCUCCUCCGCAGAGUCGAUGUCCCCGCACAUCAAAUCCAUAGAGGAGCUCCGAGUGCUAGGGGUGAACCUGAGCAGUUUCAGCACUCCCACACAGUUCUUCAUCUGUGUGACUGGAGUGUUUGUUUUUUACCUCAUCUAUGGCUACCUUCAGGAGCUUAUAUUUUCUGUAGAAGGUUUUAAACCUUUUGGCUGGUAUCUUACCCUGGUCCAGUUUGGGUUCUAUUCCAUGUUUGGACUGGUAGAGCUGCAGCUUACUCAGGACAAGAGGAGGAGAAUUCCUGGAAAGACAUAUAUGAUCAUAGCAUUUCUAACAGUUGGGACCAUGGGUCUCUCCAAUACAUCACUAGGAUACUUGAACUACCCAACACAAGUCAUCUUCAAAUGCUGCAAACUCAUUCCUGUUAUGAUUGGAGGAAUUUUCAUUCAAGGGAAACGGUACAAUUUUGCAGACGUUAUUGCUGCUCUGUGCAUGAGUCUCGGCCUUGUCUGGUUUACGCUGGCUGACAGCAAGAUUGCCCCAAACUUCAAUGUGACAGGUGUUAUCCUUAUUUCCCUGGCGCUUUGUGCUGAUGCUGCUAUUGGAAAUGUGCAGGAGAAAGCAAUGAAGCUACACAAUGGAUCAAACUCAGAAAUGGUGUUGUAUUCCUAUUCCAUUGGGUUUGUGUAUAUUCUGCUUGGACUUUUGUGUAUGGGAGGUCUGGGACCUGCAGUGGCCUUCUGUGCUCAGCAUCCAGUGACCACAUAUGGUUAUGCAUUCUUCUUUUCUUUGACUGGUUACUUUGGCAUCUCCUUUGUUCUGGCUUUGAUAAAACUUUUUGGAGCUCUGGUUGCAGUAACAGUGACCACAGGAAGAAAGGCCAUGACGAUUGUCUUGUCUUUUUUGUUCUUCUCAAAACCUUUCAGUUUUCAGUAUGUGUGGGGAGGCCUACUGGUGAUCUUUGGGAUCUUUCUAAAUGUCUACAGCAAAAACAAAGACAAAAUGAAGCUUCCUCCUCUGGCAGAGUUAUGGAAAAGAAUGCUGAGCAGCAGGAAAGGCCGACUCUCUCAGACUGUGUAAAUUACUGACCUCUGAGCAAAUUGUAUGGGGUUCUCCAUCCAGUCACCCCAAUCUUCUGAGAAAAGUCAGACUCUCACAUUUUAAAAGGAUGCAUUAACAUGAAGGAUGGCCAGUUUAAACUGAUCAGAGAGGAUGCAAACUGUGCAGCAGCAGACUUGUUACUUAUCAUGUGCAAACUGGAUUAUGAUGGAACGGACAGAUAUCAUCUGUUUUUCACUUGCAUGUGCCACUAAGUAAUGGCAUCUUUUCACACAAAAGUUUGUCAUUUCUAUGCGUGUUCUUUUUUUUUUACUUUGACUGGACAAGGUAAAUGCAAGUGACACGUCUUUCUUUAAAAGUUUUGGAACUGUAUGAAUGUCAACUGCCAUAUUUGCUAUCCAUUUGUUUGGUAAAAAGGUAGUUCUUUUUACAUUAAAAACAGAGACGUUUGUUCAAGCA